UCCAAAGGACAAAAUGGCGGCCACAAGUUUGACGACUUUCAGUUUUGGCGUGAUAAUUUGAAUGUACCAUAUUUUACCAUCAUGUCUGAUGUUAAAUUAAAUAGCCGCAGUUAUAUAAAAAAAGAUCGAGAUAGUUUGAAUGUAUCUCAAAGUACUGCAGUUUCAAGACAGAUUAUUACAACGGAAGUUUUUGACGUUAUACAGUUUAAAUCACUGCCGGAACUUAUUGAAGGGGUUUUGCCUCUGCAGUACGAAAAAGAAAUUAUAGCAAAGAAGGCGCUCAUCAAUGCCGAUAAACAGAGAAAUCUACUGGAAAUACCAGAAGAUAAUCUCAUUGUAAAUAUUCCACGUGAAACACGUACAGAAUAUAGCAGUGUCCCACCAAAUGCUAAUACUGAAGCUCAUGAGUUAUUUGUAAAACAGUGCAUCAAAACUUAUACAUCAGAAUGGCAAAUUAUUGAAAAUAACUGUUCCAAGUACAGUGGAGGCUACCAAUCUUUGCUCAAAGAUUUUGAUCUUUCCCAACUCAAUGAACAAAAGUUUGAAAUUGAUCUUGAAUUGGAAGAAGGAUUCAAAGUUUUGGACUUAUACGCUUCACCUCAAAAAGAAACUGGCUUGACCAAAAGUGGCUAUUUGCACAAAGCUCCAUUUCACAGUGAAAGUGAUGAUUUUAUUACAGGAAAGACUUUUAAGCGACGAUGGUUUGUGUUAAAAGAAAUUUCCAAUGAUGGUUCCUACAUACUUGAGUAUCGAAAGGAUGAUAAUGAAAAUUCAACUGCAAAAGGAUCUAUAUAUUUGGAUGCCUGUACAGAAAUCAAGCGGGGUGUACGUGGUAAAUCGCAUGGCUUUGAAAUACGUAUUCAGGACAAAAUUUACAGUUUGGUCGCUGACUCGCAGUCAGAAAUGGAAUCCUGGCUCGUUGUUUUGUGUAAAGUAACUGGUGUUGAUAUGACGAGUGGAAAAUCAAAAUCUAGUUCAUCCGGUGGCUGGUUUAGUGGGAAAAAUUGUGUUUUAAAAAGUACAAAUUUUCGCGAAAGUUUAAAACAGAGCAAGCAUCCCGAACUUAUGGAGUUUGCUCGUGAAACAGACCAAAUGAAUGCAGAAAAGCGACGAGAAGGAAGAAAUAAAAUAUUUUUACUAAGUUCAAUGCCAGAUAGUAGAAAUGAAGAAACAAAGUCAGCAAAAAUACCCCAAGAAAGAUUUGGUAAAAGAUUUUUAGUGCAUUGUAAUGACCUUAGAUUUCGUUUAUGUCAAAAACCUGAGGAUCCAUUAUCUGGGAAUAUUGAACCAUUUUUCAUAACACUAGCUCUUUUUGAUAUGAAGGAAAACAAAAAAAUAUCUGAAGAUUUUCAUUGUGACGUCAAUGAAGAAAGUGUUGCAAAAAUGUUACCUUUACAAGAAAACUCUGAAAAUGAACGUCACUUCACUUUCCCAAAGAAAGCAAUUUUUUCCGUGACAUUUCCGCAUCCUGAUGUUUAUCUUGUUUUGAGAAUUGAGAAAGUUCUUCAAGGCGGAAUAACAAGUUGCUGUGAACCAUACAUGAAGUCUGGUGAAGCUUUAAAGAAAGGAGCUAUGAAGGCUUAUAAAAAUGCUGAAAUUGCUUGUCAAACAUUGGGGAAGUAUCGUAUGCCGUUUGCCCUUGCUACAAGACCUCUAUUUAAGAAUGAUGAGGGUGAUUUAGAUAACAGUAAUAAAUGGUCACUAGUUUACAAGCAGGACAGUGGAAAGCUUAGUGAUGAAGAUUUGUUUAAGUUAUUGGAAGAUAUGACUGGAAAAGAAAGAUAUAAGCAACAAACUAUCUCUGCAGAGAUCGAGAUUGAAGUCAAGUCGCUACCGUCUGGGAUAGAGAACAUCAUGACGUCAUCAUUGCUACCUGUACGUCCAUUUGAUGCUACUAUGAAGAUUCAGCCCACCAUUGAAAUUCAAGAAUUUAUUCCGCCUUUUCCUGAAGCUGUUGACCCGCAUGUUGUGUAUAAAAACAAUUUUUACCUUUAUCCUUUGUCAUUAAAUUUCAACAAUCAAAAAGAUUAUGCCAAGGCUCGAAAUAUUGCCAUAACUGUGGAAUUCAAGGAAGAUGACUGUUUAAAUUCUGCGCCAUUAAAGUGUAUUUAUAAUCGAAGUGGUAACGUUGCUCCUUCGUUUACAACAACAACGAAUACAACAGUUCUUCAUCAUUGCACGAAUCCUACGUUUUAUGACGAGAUAAAGAUUUGUCUUCCAGUUCACAUUCACGAAAAACAUCAUUUGUUUUUCAAAUUUUAUCACAUAAGUUGUGAGCAGAAGAAAACUAGUAAUGUUGGUCAUACAACGUCAAUCAAAGGAAAACCUGACGUUGAAACUGAAGUUGGUUAUGCUUGGCUUCCAUUGUUGAAAGAGAAAAGGAUCAUACAUUCAGAAUCCAAUAUAUCUGUUUCAACAUCAGCUCCAGAUGGGUAUUUACAGUCGCGUUUCGGUGGACUAGGCAAGAGUAUUGGACCAGAUGUAAAAUGGUUGGACGGAGGGAAGCCUUUGUUAAAAGUAGUUACCAAAGUCGUUUCUACUGUCCAUACAAAGGAUGUACGUAUCGAUAAUCUUUUUCGUCAUUUACAAAACUCUGAUGGAUCUUCAGCUAGUGAGAGGGAAACUUCAACUCUUCUGAAGCUCCUUUUUGAUGCUGACAACAGUGUAAUAAUUGAAUAUCUUCCCACAAUACUCAAUCAACUAUUUUGUAUAUUAAUUGUGGCAAAAUUAAGUGACGUAGUCAAGGAAACUGUGAGAGUAUUGAUUCGUUUUGUUUCUCAACUUCAUGAAGUUCGUCGUAAUGAUGUACUUCGCUCGUUUGUUAAGUAUUCAUUCAAAACUGAUCAAUUUUUGGAUUACAGCAAAACUGUUCAUGAGGAAUUGACUAAGGGUUUGUUAGACUUUUUGAAACCUGGAGCUGAUCCUUCGAUAACGUCAAGUUUUUUGAAGCAUGCCUGGUGGUUUUUUCAUGUGAUUCUAAAGAGUAUGGGAGGACACUUGAUCCGUUAUGGAAAACUGCAGAGUAAUCGAGAAGAAAGAUAUAACAAAGAGUUUUAUGAAAGUCUUGAACACCUUCUACAACUGUUUGUUCCACAAAUCGUACGACGCCUAAAAGAAGAGGCUUCUGUUGCUAAAGAUGCCAACAUGCACAUGGCUUAUUUUGUUAAGGGAUGUUUUACUUAUCUUGAUCGUGGUUUUGUUUUCCAAAUGAUUUGUUAUUACAACGAACAAUUUAAAGAUGCCGAUACACAGAUGAUGGAAUUUAGAUUUGAAUUUCUAAGGAUUAUUUGUCAGCAUGAGCAUUACAUAGCGUUGAAUUUGCCGUUUAACUGUCGUGCUUCUGGAGAAAUGUAUGAUUACGAACUUUCUGAUAAUUAUUGUAAGAAACACUUCUUAAGUGGACUGCUUCUACGUCAGGUAAAUCAAGCUCUUGCCGUGGGAAAAUAUAUUCGUAAAAUUGCGAUUUGUACUGUCCGUGAUAUUUUGAUAAAGCAUGAGAUGGAUGAUAGAUAUUCUGGAAAGGAACGACAAUCACGUAUCGCUACACUUUAUCUACCGUUCUUGACUAUAAUCCUAGAGCAUGCUGGGAGAUUUCCCGGCAGUCAUAAUGUCGAUAGGACUUGGUCUUCAUCACAGACAAUGUUAGUUGGUAGUGAUCAAAUUACGGAGACUGGUACCGACUAUCCUCCAUCACGGAAGAUGACUGCAGCUUCGCUAACCGAAUCUGCAAACAAAAUAAACGUUCAAGUUCCUUUUGAUGAGGAUGAGACGAAAAAUUUGAUUUUAUGUGUCAUGUAUAUUUUGAAAAAUUUAGAGCAAGCAAUUGUCCUUGACUGGCUCAGGCAAAUUUCUACUUCAAAUUUCAAGAUAAAAUCUUGGAAUAUGCAUAAUAGCUUUGUCUCAACGCAGCAAGAAAAGAUGCUCAGCAAAUUUGCGUUUGUCAUUGAUUUUUUUGAUCUUUUGCUAUUGAGUCUCAAACAUUUUGAAUAUGCAGGCAGAGCCAGUUUCAUGACUUCAAGUCAACCCAAACAAUCAGUGAAAACGUAUUUAGAACAGAAAUAUCACGAAAAUAUUCGACCUACGCGCGCAUCAUUAAAGAGUCAAUCUCAGGCAGUACCUUAUGUUAAUUCUCAAAUCAGAAUUUUACUGGAGGGAAAUUUUGUGAACGAACUGGGUUUGAUUGUCCUUGACGUGGUUGAAUUAUUUUCAUCACAUUUUAGGUUUCACUUGGAGAAACACGAAGGGAAUAAUGUUUUAAUGAGCAAGGUGUUUGGUGUUUUACUAACAUUCCUUCAAGUUGGACAAUCAGAAAUGAUGCAAAAACAUGUAUUUGCAAGUCUAAGAUCUUUUAUACACAAAUUUCCAACGGCUUUAUUCAAAGGUGCAGGAGAACAUUGUGGUCUUUUGAUAUUCGAAGUUCUAAGAUGCUGCAGUAGUAAAAUGGAAAUUGUACGCCGUGAGGCUCACUCAUUGUUGUAUUUGCUGAUAAGAAGUAAUUUUGAAUUUUGUGGUGGUUCUGGAUGUAUUCGAGUACAUCUGCAGGUUUUAGUUGCUGUCUCUAAAUUAAUUGCAAUGGGUCAAGAUGGUGCAGCAAUGAGUGAAUCACUAAUAGCUUUAAACAAUUACGUGAAUGGAGAUAAAGCCAAUGUAUCUGCAUCACUGAGCAAAGAAGUGAAAGAUUUAAUAAAAAAAGUUGACACCGUUCUUCAAGCUACAUCUAAAAUGAAGGAACACGGGGACAAUGUUGAGAUGUUGAUUGAUCUACAGUAUAGUCUUGCUAAGUCUUACUCUAGUACACCUGAACUUCGAAAGACUUGGCUCGAAAACAUGGCAAAAAUUCAUGAACAACAUGAAAAUUAUUCAGAGGCUGCCCACAGUUAUAUCCACGCUGCUGCAUUGGUGGCUGAGUAUUUAAAACGAAGAGGUUUGUAUCCUGAAGGAUGUGAAGCAUUUCGUUAUGUCUCUCCAAACAUUGUUCCAGAUGAAAAUGUUAUGAAGAAUGACGAAGGACUGAUAAACGAGCAGAGAUAUUCGACGAAUACUUUGGUGGAGUUGUUGGAGAAAAGUGCAGAUCUCCUAACGAAAGCAGAGCGUUAUGAGGUCACUGGAGAAAUUUAUAAACUUGUUAUACCGGUUUAUGAACAAGACAGAAAUUUUAAGGCAUUAUCUAUUGCCUACAAUAACUUGUCUCAGGCCUACACUAAAGUUGUAGCGGCCAUGGCCUCCAGGAAACGAUUACUAGGAUCUUAUUUUCGAGUGGCAUUCUUCGGAGAAGCGUUUGGCUCAGAUAAUCGCAAGCAGUUUAUAUACAAAGAACCAAAAAUAAAAAGUUUAAGUGAAAUUUCAUCAAGAUUACAACAUCUUUAUAAUACAAAAUUAGGAAAAGAUAAAGUUAAGCUCAUUUUAGAAUCUGGAAAAGUUAACGUCGAGAAUCUAGAAAUCGGAGUUAAUUACAUCCAGAUUACGUAUGUUGAACAAUACUUUGAAGAUGAAGAAAUUGUUGAACGUCCUACUGUGUUUGAAAGAAAUAACAACAUCCGAAGAUUUGCAUUUGAAACACCAUUUACAAAAACUGGAAAGAGUCAUGGAUCACUUGUUGAACAAUUAAAAAGAAAAACUAUACUCACAACAUCGCACAGUUUUCCUUAUGUGAAGACAAGAAUAUUAGUUGUGCAAGAAGAACAAUACGAACUUACACCUAUAGAGGUGGCGAUUGAUGAAAUGCACAAGAAAGUGCAAGAAAUAAAUGAAGUUACAAUUUCCAACCCCCCUGAUAUGAAGAAACUACAGCUGAAGCUUCAGGGAAGCGUUGGUACACAGGUUAAUGCUGGGCCAUUAGCUUACGCUAAAGCCUUUCUCAAUGAAAAUAUCGUCAGGGAUCACCCACCUAAACUUGUAUCAAAACUUAAAGUUGUUUACAGAGAUUUUAUUCGAUGUUGUGGUGCUGCGCUUGAUUUAAAUGACCAACUUAUUCAAGAUGAUCAAAAGAUGUACCAGGAAGACUUAAAAGAUAAAUACAUCUCUAUGAAAAAUGAAUUGGCCUCUUACAUUGACUUGAAAUUAACAUCUUCCUGUGGUAGUUUAUCAUCAAUUGGGUCGUCAAAAGCUUAGAAUAAUUAGUUCAUUUAAUAUGUUAGGUAGCGGCAGAAGUGAACCUGUUGAAUUAUGUAGUUAAUACUUGAUUUCAUCCAAGAAGAUGAUGUGUAAACGUGAUACUUUUCAUAUUUGUUACUAUUUAUUAAAUCUUGUUAGAGUAUGUAAUGUAGUUAGUUAACUUAGGUGAUUUAUUUAAUUGUGUACUUCAUUUUAUUUUAGUUAUUUUUAUUUUAAUUUAAAUGCUGUUGCUAUAUAUGAACUUCGCUAGCUUAAAAAUGUAAUUCUUAUGAUUUGAAUUGAACAUUGAUUUUUGAGAAUUGAAAAGAAAGCAUGAUUUUAA
Molecule: messenger RNA, 6436 nt
Organism: Xenia sp. Carnegie-2017
Lineage: Eukaryota; Metazoa; Cnidaria; Anthozoa; Malacalcyonacea; Xeniidae
Product: dedicator of cytokinesis protein 9-like
Biological process (GO): small GTPase-mediated signal transduction; positive regulation of GTPase activity
Molecular function (GO): guanyl-nucleotide exchange factor activity
Source: RefSeq, a predicted model, not a curated record